AUGGAGAUGGUUAAAGCUAGUGUGGUUGUUUUGAUUCUGGCUGUUUUGAGUGUGCAAAGUGUGGAGGGGAAGGACUUCCCACCCUGCAACUUUAGAUCAGUUUAUAACUUUGGUGACUCUAAUUCUGAUACUGGUGGUGGAUCAGCUGCAUUCUACCCUGCAGGGCCUCCCUCUGGAGAGACUUUCUUCGGUAGGCCGGCUGGAAGGGGCAGCGACGGGCGUCUGAUAAUAGAUUUCAUUGCUGAGCAUCUUGGAUUGCCUCACUUGAGUCCAUACCUGGAUUCCAUUGGAACAAGCUAUCGGCAUGGUGCUAAUUUCGCCAUUGGCGGAUCAACCAUCAGGCCACAAAAUGAAUCCAUGUCUUUAAAUGGAGUAAGCCCGUUCUCACUUAACAUCCAGUUUAUACAAUAUAAUCAGUUCAAGGCUCGAACCAGCUAUCUCUACAACCAAGCCAAGAAAAAUUACUACAGAAAACAUCUCCCUAGACCUCAGGACUUCUCCCAGGCUCUUUAUGUCAUUGACAUUGGUCAAAAUGACAUGGCUGCUGGUUUCAGGUUGAAGAAUGACUCAGAAUUUCAUGCAUCAAUGCCAGACAUAGUUGAGCAGCUAACUAAGGCAGUCCAGAAUCUCUAUGAUCAAGGGGCAAGGACAUUUUGGAUACAUAAUACAGGCCCAAUCGGUUGCUUGCCUGUGACUCUACACUAUCAUCUUAAGCCUAAUGAACUUGACAAGCAGGGCUGUCUCAAAUCUCAAAAUGACUUUGCUAUAGAGUUUAAUAGGCAGCUUAAGGUUAGAGUGAUCAAACUUAGGACUGAGCUACCAGAUGCUGCCUUAACAUAUGUGGAUAUGUAUGCUGCAAAAUAUGAACUCAUCGGCAAGGCAAAACAGCAAGGAUUUGUUGAUGCAGCAGAGAUUUGCUGUGGAUUUCAUGAAGAUGACAUUCAUGUGUAUUGCGGCAACAAAAUGCAACUAAAUGGUACUGAAAUCUACGCCGGUUCUUGUGAAGAUCCUUCCAAGUAUAUCAGCUGGGAUGGUGUCCACUACACCGAGGCUGCCAAUCAUUGGAUUGCUAAUCACAUAAUCAAUGGUUCAUUCAGUGAUCCGCCUCUGCCAAUCACACAUGCAUGCCAUAAGCCCAGUCUAGAGUAAUUACUUUGACAGAUGUACUGAUCAUGCAUGGAAAUUGACUUGAGAGGUCACUGAUUUUCAGAUAGCAACUUCUCCAUCUCUAUGCAACCCUGCUGAUGGCAAUAAUUUAUAGGAGGAAAACAUAAGAGAAGAACAAAGGUUUAUUUUUCAAUUCUCGUUAGUCGUAGGACAAUUAUUUCUUUUGUACUGGAACUUUUCUUUUGGUGAACUUUAAGGGUCCGUUUGGUACGAGAAAUGUAAGCAACAUU
Molecule: messenger RNA, 1397 nt
Organism: Theobroma cacao (cacao)
Lineage: Eukaryota; Viridiplantae; Streptophyta; Magnoliopsida; Malvales; Malvaceae
Product: GDSL esterase/lipase At5g14450-like
Molecular function (GO): hydrolase activity, acting on ester bonds
Source: RefSeq, a predicted model, not a curated record